UCAUCUCUGAACAAAACCCUACUGCGCCCAGUUCGUGCACACAUGCAGAACAGCACGAGACGGACACUGCUCAACACACGAGAGCCUGAUGCGGUGGUAUGCAAAGGAGGACUUGGGCUACUCGUGACUAUUUGAAUACGCUUUUACCACCAUCAGUUAAAGAGUGAAUUAUAGCGCGUGAGUAGGAAAACGGCAUUUUCCAUCAACACUAUCCAGUUGUUGAGUGGUGUAUCCAACCACAGCACGGGGCUGCUGCGCAAGGUCGUAUUCUCCACGGCUCACAUCGACAACCAGCCUGAUCAUAGGGACCCAGUGUGCCCAUUGCCCCCCUGCCCCUCCGCAACCAUGUCCCUGGGGCGCCCCAUGCAACUCAUGCGCUCCCUGAGGAAGUCGCCCGCCAUCUUCAACCAGCGCUUCCGGCACGACCGCACCCAGUCCCUCUCCCACGGCGACCCGCUCUUCAAGGUGCACUACCUGGGCACGGACAAGAUCUUCUCCCUGGACCCGGAGCAGGCCGAGGCCGCCAUCGCCCAUGUUCUAGAAAGGUCUCCUUCUCCACUGGAGAAACUGGGUAAGGAGCACGCGUUGGUGGUGCGGCCUCGCUACUUAGAGGUGAAGGAGAUCAGCACGGGCAGGCAGCUUACCAAGACCUACCUCAAGGACAUUGCCUACUGUGCUGCGGACACAGAGAGGCCCAACGUGUUCCUCUACAUCUGCAAACAGCAGGGCCAACAGCUCCAGUGUCGGGUGUUCUGGUGCAGCCGACCGGAGAAGGUCAAGGACAUAACAAACUGCUUGGCUCGAUCGUUUCAGAGAGCGCUGAGUGACUGUCAGGAGGGCGGCUGUAGCAAUGUUCGAGCACAAGCAGAAGACUUCAGGAAAGAUGGGCGGAAUCUCUUGGCCAACGGGAAGAAGAAAAGUUGCACAAUGCCACCAGACCUUCGAAAUGGUCACAGCAUGAAGAGGACUCUGAGUUCUCGCACUCCCCUGAGAGAGUUGAUGAGGAGGACAAGCAUCAGUGACUGAAAGACGUUGAAGUUUGGUUCCUUCAUCAGGGAAAGAGGAAGAAGCUUUUCCAUGGUUCUCCUUCAGCAACUGAAAUGCUGUUAGACUCUCUUCUGUUACUGACUGAGGGGAGUUUCAGCAGUUCCUCCAGCAGAAAAACCAAAGGAAAAGGAAGAAACCCUCACAACAGGCCAGAGGCUGUUUGUUUUGUCCAUGUGUACCUAGUGUUAAAGUCACAUGGUGCCACAGGAAAGACUGGUCCUGUCAUCUGAAAACACUGACUGAAGCACUGGGUCAUUUUUAGACAGACACUAGUAUUUGUGCUACUAGCUGUUCAGCAGCAACCACUUUCUCCCAGUAUAGUAUAAUAGUAUAUAUUUGAAUAUUUUUCUUAAACUUGUAUGAUUCCCAUUCUACCUUACCCAUUACCUGGCACUGAUAUUUCCAUUCAGGGUUUGUACAGUCAGGGUUUGUUGUCUAGAUGGCGCUACUAAGUCAGUUAAGCAAAUAGCCUGGUGUACAUGGAUGGAUGAUACUCUUGUCACCACUUCAGUGCCAACAUCCAUGGAUUGUUUCAACCUGCUACAUUUAUGAUGGCAAUUAACCUGUGCCAAACUAGUUGCAUACUGAAAGGCACUUAUUAGUGAAGUUGAAAACAGAUUUGAACCGUUACUGAUCAAAACAGCAGUAGUUUUGACAAGCAACAUUUUAUUGAAACAUUGUGAAGUUGAAGUCUCUCAACAUGUUUCUUGUAUCUCAAAGAUUAAGACAUAGUUCUUGAGACAGGAAAAAAGAAUGGUCAUUUGUUACUUUCCAAAGAACAUGGUUUGUUACAGUUGUCUUCUCUUUGCCAUGUUAUCGAGGGAAUGUAUUCAGACAACUGUCCUUCUACUGCUAUCAGUUCUGUUUCAACGCAUUUGCAGUACUUUUUGCGCAUA
Molecule: messenger RNA, 1943 nt
Organism: Engraulis encrasicolus (European anchovy)
Lineage: Eukaryota; Metazoa; Chordata; Actinopteri; Clupeiformes; Engraulidae
Exons: 3
Coding region: 346-1026 (226 amino acids)
Source: RefSeq, a predicted model, not a curated record